This is a messenger RNA of Lactuca saligna, 891 nucleotides long. The record is from the annotation of a GenBank genome assembly. Lineage: Eukaryota; Viridiplantae; Streptophyta; Magnoliopsida; Asterales; Asteraceae.
AUGGGGACGGUAGCUACUUCCUCUAAAGGAGGGUCAAAAGGAAAAUCCAAGGAUCCUCCUUUUCGUUUGUUGAAUCGCGAGGACCGUCAAACUUAUGAUUUUCUCAUUUCAAAUAAGCGUCAAGUUAAGUCAACAAAAUUCCUCCAUAGGGAAUCUUUUGCUAGUCUUGGGGUACUCGAUGGAGUCCAAGCGUUAUUUAACAACAUCGGGUGGGGUCAAUUUCUCUAUAACCGCGCUGCCACCUAUGUUGAACCCACCAUGGAAUUUCUUGUCACAUUCAAUCCCGAGGAUGAAGCCCAAACCGUCACCUUCCAAAUGCUCGGUGAGAAACGAUCCCUACCACAUCGGGUCGUGAACGCUUUGAUGGGUGCUUCAGUAGACAACCUAUAUUACCAACAAGACCCAUAUCCCGGAAACUUCAAUGAACAUUACUUUUGGCAACAAAUUACCAAUGAGCCACCAUAUUCAUCGUCUUCGUCAAAGGCCUCCUCCAUAAUUCACCCAUGUUUGCGCCUAGCGCAUCGAGUUCUCACAUGCACCAUUUUUGCCUGCUCCGAAGUGGGACAAAUUUCAAAGGCGAAAUUAUUUUUCCUUUGGUGCAUGACUCGUGAGAACGGUCCGCGGCCAGAUUUUGCCUCCUUCUUCUUCACCAAGUUUUACAACCUCACAACUAUGGACAAAGGAGACAUUUUCAUUGGGGGAUUAAUCACCAAGUAUAUAGGGAGUUUUGAGCCAACCAAUCCCGAGCAAUGGAUUAUUCCAUCUGACUACCCUCCACCUGUAGAUGAUGAGGAUGACCAGUUUCAGCAUUCACAACAAUUCGCCGAGCCUCAGUUUCAGCAGCAAUACGGGGGAUACGAAGUCCCACCAUAUUUCCCCCUACGUUCAUAG